This is a messenger RNA of Lagopus muta (rock ptarmigan), 6972 nucleotides long. RefSeq names its product SET binding protein 1 (gene SETBP1). The transcript is spliced from 6 exons. The record is from RefSeq and is a predicted model, not a curated record. Lineage: Eukaryota; Metazoa; Chordata; Aves; Galliformes; Phasianidae. Bases 616 to 4773 code for a protein of 1385 amino acids. Gene Ontology annotation, molecular function: DNA binding.
GCUAAAAUUAGCCGGGACUGCUCUGGGUGUUGCGUGUUAAUUUGAUUUACUCCGGGAUUCCGGCUUCCAAGACGCCAUUUUCCCCCCUUCUCGCUCUAUCUCUCUCUAUUUAUCUAUCUAUCAUUUAUCUGCCGAGCUAUCUAUCCGUCUGUCUGUCCGUCCAUCUCCCUCUCCCCUGGUGCCUUCCCUCCUCCCCCCGCCCUCCUCCCUCUUCGCUCUGCGUGUGCUGCGCGGCCGUGCGCUCCCCUAAUCUGACAGAUGAACACCGCCAUGGGUUUGCCGCAACACAAGCAAAAGCACCUUUGGGGGCUGUGGCGAGGGAUUGAAACCGGGAUCUAAAAGAGAAGAGAGAAGAAGGGGGGAAUCCGAGGGAGGAGGAGGAGGAGGAAGAAAGAAGAAGAAGAGGACGCUGUUAAGAAGCCCCCACUGCCGUUUUGGGGAUAUGGUGGCAGACCUGAUCUCUUCUGAGCUACUUGCAGACUCUGGGCCAUUGAGACGUUGACUUUGACAGACAGUUACCAUUCAUUCCUUGGGAUCAUAACUGCCCUUUCUCUCCCCAUCACCUCCUGCACUGCCCUUCCCUCUAAUAAAACUCCAGUGUGUCACGGUCCUGCUAUGGAGCCCAGGGAGUCUUUGGGCAGCUCCCGUCAAAGGGGAGGUGAGGCGGAUUUUCUGCCAGCCUCUGUGUCCUCUGCCAAACCACCGUCUGCCUCCAGCUGCACAGGGGAGACAGUGCUGCCGACAGCUGGCUCGGGGAAAGGGAUUCCGGUGAGCGGGGAACGUAUGGAGCCUGAAGAAGAGGAUGAGAUGGGUUCUGGGAGAGAUGUGGAUUCCACUUCCAAUGCAGACAGCGAGAAGUGGGUGGCAGGAGAUGGACUGGAGGAGCAGGAGUUUUCCAUCAAAGAGGCAAACUUCACAGAGGGGAGUUUGAAACUAAAGAUCCAGACGACCAAGAGAGCGAAGAAGCCCCCAAAGAACUUGGAGAACUAUAUUUGCCCACCAGAGAUCAAAAUCACCAUCAAGCAGUCCGGGGAGCAGAAGCUUUCCAGAGCUGGGAAAAAUAGCAAAGCUGCUAAAGAAGAGGACAGAGGACACUCCAAAAAGAAAGGAAAAGUCAUUGGAGAUGCAAAACUGCUCAUGAGCUGUGGUUGCAGAAAAGGGAAAAAUGCUCAAAUGAAAGACUCAGAUCAGAACCAGAUGAAGAAUUUGGGAAGAGAGUGUGGGUUCCCUGUGCAGAGUCUGGUGACAAAAUCCAUGAAUAAGGUUUAUGACAGGCCACAGAAACAUUCUACCCUGCACUAUGAUCCAGGCCUCCAACAAGACUUCACCAGUGAUACCUUAAAAUCAAAGCACCAGCAGAAAAGUAGCAACCAGCACCAUCUUGACUGGUCAGCAAGCUCCAAUACUGGAUCCACUUCUCAAAGUUGCUUCAUCAACGCAGAACCCAGUCGAGAAGCUGUUAGUGCCACCAAGGUCACUCCUCCAGAGCCAGGAGUUUCCUUCAGUAAAUCCCAAGCAAAGAAGUCAUGUGCCAGCAGCACGUGGGGGCAGCUGUCUGUCAGCAGCAAAGAGCUUGCCAUUUGCAGUGCAGUCUCAUCACCCAACAACACUGGUGUGACUGCUCAGCCAAGCGGUGCCUCCGAGAGCAACGGGCUGUUGCCUAUUGGUGAUCAAGAUGGAGGCGUGCAGCUGGAAGCUCCUGAUCAGUCUGCUGGGAGUACAAAGAAGAAGUCCAGCAAAAAGGACUUGAUAUGUCAAACCAUCCAAACUGCUGACAUUGAGUGGAUGAAGAGUGCUCAGAAAGCAUUUGACAGCAAAUGCCAUGACAGCAUGGAAGGAAAAAAAGAAUCUUAUUCGAUGGACAGUGUGUUAGAUGCGUCACCAUCAAAACAGAAUCCCACUUCUGCUAGCAGCUGUGAAAAUGACACUAGCCAUGUACGAAUUACUAUCCCAAUAAAGUCUCCAACAACAGAUACAUCCAGCCACAAAAGGAAAAAAAGGCAGUCUACGAAAUCUUCAAUGGAGAAAGCUAUCCAAGAGAAAAGUCUGCCUUCUGGGCUUGCUAUGAGCAGUGAAGUAGCAAACAGGACUAUUUCUCAGUCAGAAGGGAGUAAAAAAGAUAUUCGAGUCACAAAGCCAGGGAAAGUGAUUGAAAAUGAGUCUCCCUUAGCAGCUAUUGACAGCAGUGUGCUUAUUGACAGAGCUUCCCCCAACAGUGCCACCAGACUCAGAAAACCUGUAGCUGUGACAUCUACUCUCCUAUCCACUGAUCUCCCCACAGCUAACAAACUGUCUGAGGUCCAGCACCCCAAACUCACAGCUAAACGGCGAUGGACCUGCAGCAAACCUAAAUCUAUUCUUCGGGAGACCUCCAUGACCACAUCUGAGAAGAUGAUGGUGGAACCUCCUUCAGCCUAUCCCAUCACGCCAUCCAGCCCUCUGUAUACCAAUACAGACAGUCUUACUGUGAUCACACCUGUCAAGAAAAAAAGAGGACGACCAAAGAAACAGCCUUUGCUUACUGUUGAAACCAUUCAUGAGGGAACAUCCACUAGCCCAGUGAGUCCAAUCAAUCGUGAAUUUCCAGGAACAAAGAAAAGAAAGAGGAGACGGAAUCUGGCCAAGUUGGCUCAGAUGGUCCCAGGAGAGGACAAGUCCAUCAGUGAUCUUAAGUUUCACAAAAAGGUUGGAAAGCUUGGGGUCUUGGAUAAGAAGACUAUCAAGACCAUUAAUAAGAUGAAGACCCUUAAGAGGAAGAAUAUUCUCAAUCAGAUUUUGUCCUCCUGCUCCAGCAGCAUAGCUCUGAAAGCGAAAAUCCAGCCACCAUCUAGCGCUGGGCCAACAACCAUUGAUGCCAGACUAGGGAAGCAGAUCAAUGUCAGCAAGAGGGGGACUAUCUACAUUGGUAAAAAACGGGGGAGGAAGCCAAGAGCAGAACUGCAGCCUCAACCAGAAGAACCUAAGACAGCCAUGAAGCACUCAAGGCCUGUUUCCAGCCAGCCAGAAAACCCAGCAGUGCCUUCCAACCUGCAGUCACUUGUGGCAUCGUCACCAGCAGCUAUUCAUCCGCUUUCAACACAGUUAGCAGGGACUAAUGGCAACCUUAGCCCUGCAAGCACUGAAACAAAUUUUUCAGAGUUAAAAACUAUGCCAAAUCUUCAACCUAUCAGUGCUCUUCCUACAAAAGCCCAGAAAGGAAUGCACAGUGGAACUUGGAAGCUGUCUCCACCCAGGUUAAUGGCUAAUUCACCUUCCCACCUCUGUGAAAUAGGUUCUCUAAAAGAAGUUACGCUGUCACCAGUGAGUGAGUCUCACAGUGAGGAAACCAUUCCGAGUGACAGUGGGAUAGGUACAGACAACAACAGUACUUCUGACCAGGCUGAGAAAAGCUCAGAAUCCCGCCGGAGAUACUCCUUUGAUUUCUGCACCCUGGACAAUCCAGAGGCUAUCCCAUCUGACACCAGCACAAAAAACAGGCAUGGUCACCGGCAGAAACAUCUCAUUGUGGAUAACUUUCUCUCUCAUGAGAGCAUGAAAAAGCCAAAGCACAAGAGGAAAAGGAAAAGCUUGCAAAACAGAGAUGAUCUCCAGUUUCUGGCAGACCUUGAGGAACUCAUCAAUAAAUUUCAAGUGUUCAGGAUUUCGCAUCGUAGUUACACAUUUUAUCAUGAAAAUCCAUAUCCCAGCAUCUUCAGGAUUAAUUUUGAUCAUUAUUACCCUGUGCCAUAUAUCCAGUAUGACCCAUUGCUCUAUCUUCGCAGGACCUCUGACAUGAAGUCUAAGAAGAAGCGUGGUAGACCUGCCAAAACCAAUGACACCAUGACAAAGGUGCCUUUUUUACAAGGGUUCGGUUACCCUAUUCCCAGUGGGAGUUACUAUGCACCCUAUGGAAUGCCUUACACAUCAAUGCCUAUGAUGAAUCUUGGUUACUAUGGUCAGUAUCCAGCUCCUUUGUACCUGUCUCACACGCUCGGAGCGGCUUCCCCAUUUAUGAGACCUACCGUGCCCCCACCCCAAUUCCAUGCAAGCUCUCAUAUGAAGAUGUCCACCACUGCCAAGCAUAAAGCAAAACAUGGAGUGCACCUACAAACACCUGUGGGAAUGGGCCUUGGAGACAUGCAGUCCUCUUUGGCUCCUCCAAAGGUUGGAGGAACAAGCCUUUCAAGUAGCCGACUUCACAAAAGGAAACACAAACAUAAGCACAAGCAUAAGGAUGAGAGGAUAGUGGGGACACAUGAAGAUCUGAGUGGUCUCUUUGCUAGCAAGUCCACUGGCUUCUCCAGUCACUCUAUCAAUGAAAGGCUAAGUGGCUCAGAUAAAGAUCUAUCCUUGCUCAGUGAGAAAAGCAAGCAUAAGGAGAAGCAAAAGCACCAGCAUUGUGAAACUGGACACAAAAGCUCAAAGAGCAACUUUGAAGUGGAUACGCUGUCUACCUUAUCACUUUCUGAUGCCCAGCAGUGGACACAGAGUAAAGAUAAAAGUGAUUCAAGCAAUGAUCCCAUUGACUCUUGCACAAAGAGAUACUCUGGUAAUACUGAGAGUAAUGCAAGGUCAGAGUCCCUGGACAUGUUUGGUGAAAUGAAUUCCUCGAGUGAGAAACGGGAUAAUGAUGGAAGUGGGAAUAAAAGAAGAAGUUUCGAAGGGUUUGGAACUUACAGAGAAAAGGACAUUCAGCCCUUCAGAAUAAAUAGGAAGGAUAGAAGUACUUAUGAUUCUUCUGCCUCUUCUGGAGCCAUUUGGUGGUCCUUCUUCUACUCAAAGCAGCUUGUCUGAGGAUACAAGGUCGCUCCAGAUGGAACAGGACUGCCAUUUCAGCUCUAUGCCUUUGGCCUUCCUUGCCUCAAGUGUAGGCAGAGAAAGGAGCAACAGUCAGCAUUGUUUUCUGUGCCAGCUAUGAUUAGUUGGCAUAAGAUCACUUGAAUAAGUUGACACACACUUUGAGUUGCUUGGUUUGCUUUAAAAAGAAAGGAAAAAUUCCCAAGCCUACUCCAGGAUCUCUUUGCUGAAGUUCAUUCUUCACCACUAAAAGCUUGGGCUUAUCCCAGGACUGGGACAUGCUCAGUUGCAGAAUAUUUCUCAUUCUAAUAUUUAUUUAUUUUCUGUUAGGAAAAAAAUACAUAUGCUAGGAGAGCAAGAAAUUUUUUAAAAAUAGUGAAACUCCAAAUUCAUGCAGAUUUCCUGUUUUGCUUCUUAACAAAACCUCAAAACCACUUUGAACAAGUUUCCUACCUCAGCUGAGGGUGGAGUUGUGUACGCCCCACACGUGGCCUCAAGAAGUGCACCCAAGGACAAUAGCACAUCUCCUUUGGCACAGCAGGGCCAAAGUUACUGCUAGCAAAGCUGUCAAUACGUGCGCCUGUGCAUGACUGCCCAAAAGCACUUCUGACUCAGCCAAGUACAUUGGAAAAAUUUAACUUUACUAUUUCCAGCAGAACAGUCUGAGUGGUAGAGAUGUGGCAGAAAAGGAACUGGAGGCAUUUUAUAACAGAUACCUUUCUGAGAUGCUAGGAAGAUAUUGGCUGACACUAUGCUGGGCAGUCUGUUGCAAUUUCAUUGAUUUGAUCUGGUGAGGCAGCUUCUUGGUGAAUAACAAGAACUGAGAAAUCUAUUGCACUAAAAUUAAUGGUUGUUGCCUGAUCUGUUAAAUGGAUUCACUGCAAUCUGAAGCAAUGCAUGCAUUUUGCAAAACCAGCAUUCUUUGGCUCCUGCAGUGCAUCAUGACAUUACUUCAGGCAGUAAGGAAGAUUGUAUGUGUGAUAUGGUGUGCUGCGGUGGAUAGUAAAGUAGCUAGAUGCUUGCAAACUCUGGAUAGAGUUAUGGCAUUUGGGUGUGUAAUGCUAAGUAACAAUAAGCAGUGCUUAACAUUUCCUCCCACACUAGAAGCAUACCCAUUAAAAGUUUAGCCAAGUUAGCUCUGCAUGUUCUUGCAAAAAAAGGGCAACUACUAAAACACUAAUAGGAUCUACUCUUAUGUGGGUAGAGAAGGAUGCAUUAACCCAAAUUCUUCUAUACUGCUACUUGGGAAAGAGUCUUGCUGAGAUUAAAGAAACCCCUUGAAGGUAAAAAUGAUAAUAAAUCAGGCUCAAACUCAGAUUAAGGACUUCUGAGUUUUUUCUUGGUUCUGCUUCUGAGAUGCUGCCUAGUCUGAACAAGUCAGUGAACGUGAUUUAAACCAUCCAUGAGUCAACUGGAGUCUGCACAUAAGUGAAUUGGAUGUAUCUAAGUCCCAGGGAAUGGCUCCAUCCUUUUCAUCUCAAGUAGCACUUACCUUCCAGAGAAACCAAGCAAGUAUAUGAAUCUGUACAGUACAUGUUAGAUUUAAGAGUAACUUAAGAACGUAAGCAUAUGGUUUCACAUGUGCUCAGUGACUGAAAACUCAAAGCAGUUAGGUGUACAGCACCUAGCAAACACUAAUAUUUUUUUUUUGAGGUGCUGAAAAGGGACAACUUCACAGACUUAAAGUCUGAUCAAAACCAUUGUUUUUAGGUUAUAUUAAGCUAGCAUGAAACACCUCAGCAAGUGAAAAUCAGGGCAUAUUUUUGCUGGUUUUGUGGGCCAAAUCAGGAAGAGAGACUAUCUCUGAACUUCUUGUUACAAGAAGGCUGAUGCUGACACAGCCGAGGGCUGUCAGUGUCUCUUGUAGAUAGACCAAAGUAUGCUGCCCAGUCCUUGAUCCUCAUUUUCACUAGGCAGUGUCUCCAUACUAUGCCUGGUGCAGAACCUGGAGCAUGCUGCCCUUUUGGUCAUGCCCAUUUUUCCUCUGGGAUAGAACAAAUGACUCUGUAAUGUCUCUAGCUAACAAGUGCAGAGUGUGGAGGAUAUGGAUACCAGGAUGCAGGAGAGAGAAUGGAAAAACUGGCAGUGUGGAAGCAUCUGGGCACUUGUAACUGCCAGAUAAGCCUUGAACACAAGGGACCUCCUGUUCCCUGGUCUGUUUCCAUGUCUUUCCAUGACAGAGCUCUAAAAAGCUGA